This is a messenger RNA of Mesorhabditis spiculigera, 1656 nucleotides long. The record is from the annotation of a GenBank genome assembly. NCBI's taxonomy places the organism in Eukaryota, Metazoa, Nematoda, Chromadorea, Rhabditida, Rhabditidae.
AUGGCCAGCUCGGCUUCUCCCGUAGUCCCUCCAAUGCGGGAGCCGGUGACGCAAGUCCUCGGCCACUUCCUCGGGCCCCACGAUGUUGUCGUCGAAUCGCCGACCGGCUCCGGCAAGACGCUCGCCUUCGGCCUGCCCGUUUUGACAAUGAUGCGCCGCCACAGUGACAAGACCAAGUCUCAGUGGAAGCCGAGCGAAAUCGGCGCCCUCAUCCUGUCCCCCACACGCGAGUUGGCCAUCCAGACGGGCAAGGUUCUCGAGCCGUUCGCCGCCAAACUCGAGUUCAAGCUGAAGACGGCCAUCGGCGGCUCGAAGAAGCCGGUCGACGAACUGGCGGCGAUACUGAAGGACGGGUGCAAUUUACUGGUGGCGACACCGGGACGGUUGGAGCAGCUGCUGACCCUGGACACCACACAGGCGCUGCACAGGGCGUUAAAGGCGCUGUUGGUGCUCAUCAUCGACGAGGCCGACCGGUUCACCGAGGCCGCUUUCUCCCAAAGCAUCACCCAAAUCAUGGCCGCCGUGCCGAAGCAGCGGCGAACCGGUCUUUUCUCGGCAACGCAGGCCAAAGAAGCCGAGGACUUGAUCAAGUUCCCGCUGCACGAGCCGAUCACCAUCAAGCUCAAGGAGCAGGAGGACACCGUCUGCCCGACGACACUGACGAAUUACUAUAUUACCUCAGAUGCACAUCUAAAGAUGAUCACGCUGCUCGAAUUCAUCAGGAGUAAGCCUAACGAAAAGAUAGUCGUCUUCCUCUCGUCCCGUCAUUGCGUCGACUACCUGGUCCUUAUCUUCCCACGCCUCCUCAAGAAGCGCGCCAUCUUCGGCGUUCACGGCCAGAACACGGAGAAGCGGACGGUCACGUUGGAAAAGUUCCGCAACAGCACAAACGGCGUGCUGCUGUGCACGGACGUGUUCAGCCGCGGAAUCGACGUGCCCAACAUCGACUGGGUGGUGCAGUUCGACGUGCCGCGGACGAGCAGUUGGUUCGUCCAUCGGGCUGGUCGUGCCGGACGGUGCGGACGCGAGGGCUUCUCCCUGUUGAUGCUCACCCCACAGGAGACGGCGUUCAUUCAAUUCGUGGAAAAGUACGAGCAGGUGAAGCUUGAAGAGACUCACGUGAAGACGGUGACCGAGCUCAAGGCCGAGCAGCUCAUGGAGCAGAUGCGGAAAUUUGCCGUGCAUGACCGCGCCGUCCUCAACGCCGGCACGCGCGCCUUCGUCUCCUUCAUCGAGGCGUACAAGCGACACGAUUGCCACAUUGUUUGCCCUCUGAAAGAUCAAGACCUCGUCGGUCUCGCCCACGCCUACGGCCUUCUACGCAUGCCCCGCAUGGAGGAGCUGAGCGCGAGGACCGAUUUGGACAAGUUCAAGCGAAGUGACGUUGACACGUCCAAGAUCAAGUUCCUCGACGAGAAGCGCGAAAAGAUGCGGCUCGAGAAGAUGGGCGACAAGGCGGUGCAAAAGCAGGAGCGCAAGAAGGCGGCCAUCGAGAAGAAGGAGAAAAAGGCUAAAAAGAGAAAACCGACGGCCACCCGCUCGAACGCGACGCCGAAUAAGAAGACAAAGUUUGCGGAUAACGACGUAGACGAUCGGCAAAUGAUGCGCAAGAUGAAGGGCGGCCGACUGGGCAAGAAGGACUUGAAGGCGAUUGAC